AUGAUAUAUGCUAGUGUAAAUGAAGAAGGGUUAUGGGAAAUAAGGAAAGCAAUAUUACAACAUGAAAAUCAUAAUCCUACACCUAGCAAGGUUAGAAACAUAAGCAAAUUUCGACAAGAAGAAGUUAGUUGUGCUGUGCGGAGGAAGUUGUUUAAUGAUAAAGCUGCUGGAGUGAGGAUAUCUCAGAUACACAAAUCCAUUGCUACGGAUAGGAAUGGACUCGAGAAUAUGCCAAUAACUGAGAGGGACUUGCGUAACAUAGUAGCAAAGGAACGUAGAUUGAAAUUUAAGGACGGAGAUGCUAAUUCCAUGUUGAGUUAUUUUGACCGAAUGACUGAUGAUAACCAACAAUUCUUUCACAUGCAUCGUUUGGAUGAUGAAGGUCACAUGAAAGAUGUAUUAUGGGUUGAUGCGAGAAGUCGUGCAGCGUAUGAGUAUUUUGGGGACGUUGUAUGUUUUGACGCUACUUACCUUACUAAUGAUUAUGCACUUCCUUUUGCUAAUUUUGUGGGAGUAAAUCACCAUGGUCAAAGUAUAUUACUAGGAUGUGCUGUAAUAUCUCACGAGGAUGCUGAAAGUUAUACUUGGGUUUUUAGUACUUGGGUGAAGUGUAUGGGGGGUAAAGCGCCUAAUUGUUUUCUUACUGAUCAAGAUGCUGCGAUGAGGAAGGCGUUGGUGAAUGCUAUGCCCGGGACUUGGCACCGUUGGUGUUUAUGGCACAUUCUUAUGAAGUUUGGUAAGAAGCUGGGUAAGUACGCGCUUUAUAAGGAGUUCAAAAGGGUACUUCUUGAUGCUAUAUAUGACAGUGUGUCAGGUGAAGAAUUUGAAGUUCAAUGGUGUGAUGCAAUAUCAAAAUACGGACUCGGGGAAGAUAAGUGGCUUGAAGGUUUGUAUAAGGAGAGGAUGAUGUGGGCUCCGGCAUAUAUGAAGCACAUAUUUUGGGCUGGUAUGAAGACGACGCAACGUUCAGAAAGUAUUAAUAGUUUUUUUGACGGUUAUGUGCAUAAGAAUAUGAAACUGUGUGAUUUUGCCGAACAAUACUGCAAUGCUAUGGAGAGUAGGGCAAAUUCGGAGAAAGUAGCAGACGCAAAUAGUAGUAGGUAUGUAAGACAACUUGCUACUGAUUGUAAAGCGGAGGUUGUGUUCCAAAAACUAUACACAGAUGGUAAGUUUAAGGAAGUGCAAGCGGAGUGUCUCAAAAUGUUGUAUGUCCAUUGGAGAGGGGUUCAAAAAUUAACACACAAUAUAGAGGAGCACACAUUUGCAGAUAGAAUAUGGGUUAUAUGCAAGGAUACUAAGAAGGAGGUACCUACGAAUAAGAGAAGGAACUAUCGGGUGAAAAUAGACUUAGGUACAUUCUUGGCAUGUUGUGAAUGUAAGAUGUUUGAGUAUCAUGGUAUUUUGUGUAGGCACAUCAUUAAUUUGUAUGAUGUUUUGAACAUAAAAGAAAUUCCUUCACAAUACAUCCUUGAUCGGUGGAGAAAGGAUGUCAUUCGAAAACAUACGAUGAUAAAAGUGGCGUAUCAUGAUCCCUCCAAAACUGAAGAGGUCAUGUGUUAUGAUAAAAUGAUGGUCCUAUUCGACCCAAUUUGCUUGAAGGCGGCUUAUUGUGAUGAAGUUGAUCUAGUAGUCGAAGCACUUAAGUUGCUUGAUGAUCGCAUAAAUGAGAGGAAGGCAUUGAAGUUGACUAGUAAUGGACCCAAAGAAGGCACUCCUUCAUCUGUGGGUAAUAAUACAAUUAGACAGGAUGUUACUCCUGGUUCGGUAAACAUGCAGGAGGGCGUGAAGGACCCCCCUCGGAAGACACGUAAAGGAUCGCGCUCAGUUCGAUUCCCUUCAUGCAUCGAGAAGGGGCAAGGAUCCAAAAAACAGAAGAAAGGGAACAAAGAUGGCAAGGUUAAUGAUGAUGAAGCCUGCAAUUCAGAGAGCGAUGACGAUGAAGGUCAUGAAUUAGGGGGACAGGUUAAUAUAUGGUCAGGGUCGAGUUAA
Messenger RNA from Beta vulgaris subsp. vulgaris (sugar beet), 1989 nucleotides. Its product is annotated as protein FAR-RED IMPAIRED RESPONSE 1-like. The record is from RefSeq and is a predicted model, not a curated record. Bases 1 to 1989 code for a protein of 662 amino acids. Gene Ontology annotation, molecular function: zinc ion binding. Gene Ontology annotation, biological process: regulation of DNA-templated transcription. Lineage: Eukaryota; Viridiplantae; Streptophyta; Magnoliopsida; Caryophyllales; Amaranthaceae. The transcript is spliced from 3 exons.